Messenger RNA from Trichoderma asperellum CBS 433.97, 894 nucleotides. RefSeq lists its product as uncharacterized. Lineage: Eukaryota; Fungi; Ascomycota; Sordariomycetes; Hypocreales; Hypocreaceae. The record is from RefSeq and is a predicted model, not a curated record. Gene Ontology annotation, molecular function: catalytic activity.
AUGGCUCCAAAAGAUCAAACACUAAAGAUUGUGACAGCGCAAGUUCAUACACUUCAUGAUCCUGAACGGGCACUCGAUGUGCUUGAAACCAGAGUAAGAGAAUUGAGCUCUGAACAUGUGGAUCUUGCCCUCUUCCCAGAAGUUUUCUCGGCGGUCGGAACGUUUUGUGAUGAAAAGGAUCACAACCCAUAUACGAAUCAUUGGCGAGCAUCUGCUGAUCUUGGAGAUACGCCUAAAGGAGCUGAUCAAAAAUGGAUGAAACGGGAAUUGCCUCGACCUCCCAACCGCACUCACAGGGGAGAGGGAACGAGGGAACGACUAGAGAAGAUAGCAACUGAUACCGGCGUCUUUAUAAUAGUUGGUGUUGUUGAAAGAUGCGGUGGAACAUUAUACAGUUCUAUUGUCUAUAUAUGCCCCAGGCUGGGAGUAAUUGGUAAGAGACGCAAGGUGAUGCCAACAGGAUUAGAGAGAGUUGCGUGGGGCCAGGGAAGCCCAUCAACGCUUGAAGCGGUCUCAACGACAAUCAAAGUAAAUGCUAAAGACGAGGGAAUAGCUGCAAUUUGUUGGGAAAAUUGGAUGCCACUGUUGCGACAAAGCAUCUAUGAACAGGGCAUAAACCUGUUUCUCGGACCAACUGCUCAUGCUACAGAGAUUUGGGUUCCAUUAAUGCAGACAAUCGGAAUUGAGUGCAACGCCUUUGUUUUAUCAGCAACACCCUGUAUCAGGGCAAGUGAUCUCCCAGAAUGGAUAACUGAAUCAGCUGAGCGUGGGGACGAAAUAGUGAGCAGAGGAGGAUCGGUGAUCGUGUCUCCCAGCGGCGAUGUGGCGAUGGCUCAUUCGAAGAAUGAUGACUUUGUUUUCACCGUCGACGGGUUAGAUAUGAGGACUUCAUGA